This is a messenger RNA of Mauremys reevesii (Reeves's turtle), 1267 nucleotides long. RefSeq names its product transcription factor 24 (gene TCF24). The transcript is spliced from 2 exons. The record is from RefSeq and is a predicted model, not a curated record. Gene Ontology annotation, molecular function: RNA polymerase II transcription regulatory region sequence-specific DNA binding; DNA-binding transcription factor activity, RNA polymerase II-specific; protein dimerization activity. NCBI's taxonomy places the organism in Eukaryota, Metazoa, Chordata, Testudines, Geoemydidae. The coding region runs from base 61 to 651 and encodes 196 amino acids. Gene Ontology annotation, biological process: developmental process; regulation of transcription by RNA polymerase II.
AGGUUUUGCACUGCACGUGAAGGUCUAUUUGCUCUCUCGCUGAAGUUUUUGAGCUUCUCCAUGGGUUUGCAGCACUGCUACUGCUGCAGGGGUUGGAUGGUUUCAGAGCUGCUCUUGUUGAUUACAGGUCCCUGUCCACCCAGGAAGUCACAAAUGGACUGUAGAAAUGUAUCUGAGAACAGCAAGGAGAUCUCCAACUCUUGUUUGGAGCCUGACUCACUGCUGCCCCCAGCAUCUGGCAGUGAUUCUUGCUCCUCCUCCUCAGCUGGACAACGAGUUGGGACAACUGCUGGGAGACCAGCAGCUGCAAAUGCUGCCCGGGAGCGUAGCCGAGUGCAGACCCUGCGCCAGGCCUUUCUGGAGCUGCAGAGGACCCUGCCCUCUGUCCCACCUGACACCAAGCUCUCCAAGUUGGAUGUGCUGCUCCUGGCCACCACCUACAUUGCACACCUCACCCGUAGCCUACAGGAUGAGGAAGAGUUGCCUGGGGAGGGAUUGGGCACCCUGAGAGGGGAUGGCUACCUGCACCCGGUCAAGAAAUGGCCAAUGCGAUCCAGGUUAUAUAUUGGAGCUACAGGACAGUUUUUGAAUCACUCAGUGCAAGCAGAAAAUGCAAACCAAGGAGAAACAUCAACAAAUUCACAAAGCUAAUCUACCUUGUCCUUUUUUAAAAUUGUGAUAUUUAUUACACCAGAUAUAUUUAAGUUAAAACACAUUUUCAGACAAACUAUAAUUUCUGAUAUAUUGUUAAUGGAUGAGAGAGAAUUGAUUCUUAAUGUAUGUAAAACCACAUCAAGUAAAUGCGAAAUUUAAUUUGUCCCUAGCAGUGGUGGAGAUUGGUGAUGUCCAAAAUGGGUGGGCAAAACUGAAAGACAAUUGCACUCAGAGCUAACUUAAAGCAGCGGGCAAUGCGGUGAUACUCUUAAUGAAUCAAUACAGAGUAGGUACUGUACCAUACCCAGAAUGAAGGAUUCACAGAAUAUGUUAUGUAGGAACAAAUGCAAUAUAAAUUAUAUACAGUGCAAUGCACAUUUCAACUAAAAAGCAAACACAAGGAUGUCUAAAGAAAUACAAACAAGUCCAAAGAGAGAUACACUUUCUACACUGUGGAUGAAAUCCUGGCUCCACUGAAGUCAAUGGCAUAACUCCCACUGACUUCCAUAGGGUCAGCAUUUCACCCUAAUAAUCUAAGAUCUUAAAUUUCUGAAUUUUCUCUGAAAAUUGUGAAUGUAUGUUAAUUGUCACAUGAAAGGUGUCCUGUAAUCCA